Messenger RNA from Colletotrichum truncatum, 1218 nucleotides. Its product is annotated as epoxide hydrolase. Gene Ontology annotation, molecular function: epoxide hydrolase activity. The record is from RefSeq and is a predicted model, not a curated record. Gene Ontology annotation, biological process: epoxide metabolic process. NCBI's taxonomy places the organism in Eukaryota, Fungi, Ascomycota, Sordariomycetes, Glomerellales, Glomerellaceae.
AUGACUCAAUCUUUUGGAAAUCUGCCAGCUGGUGUAUUAAAGACACCGGAAAGUUACACAUUGAGCAUUCCCAAUCAGGAUGUCGACGACUUCAAAAAGUUAAUAGAACUGUCUAAAAUCGGCCCUGAAACAUUUUACAACAAACAGGAAGACCGCCGAUUCGGAGUCACUCGAAAAUGGCUUACGGACGCCAAAGCAACCUGGCUCAAGUACGACUGGAAAAAGCAUGAGGAUCGCAUCAAUUCCUUCCCGAAUUUCAAGGCCCAUGUUGACCACAAGGAAAUUGGAACCACGGAGGUUCAUUUCACCGCACUCUUCUCGGCUAAGAAAGAUGCAACUCCGGUAAUUUUCAUGCACGGAUGGCCGGGAUCUUUCCUCGAGUUCUUGCCUAUGCUCGACUUACUGCGCAACAAAUACAACCCAAGCACCCUGCCGUACCAUGUUAUUGUCCCGUCAUUGCCUGGGUACGGACUGUCCGCGUCAUCAGUCCCUCUGGACCAGGAACUCACUCUAGAACACGUUGCGGGCAUCAUGAACCAGUUGAUGCUCGAUCUCGGGUUCGGGGGAGGCUAUGCGGCCCAGGGAGGGGAUGUUGGUAGUUUCCUCGCGAGAUUCAUAUCUGUCAGCUAUAAGGAAUGCAAGGCAAUUCAUUUAAACAUGCUGUAUCCUGAUUCUGAUGAUGCUGGUAGCAUAGAUUCUGUUUCUCCCCAAGAGCAACAGUAUUUGCAGCACAUGCAGCAAUGGCGUACAACAGGAAUGUCUUACGCCUUAGAACAUGGUCUGAGGCCUGCAACCAUUGGGCUGGUACUCUCUGCAAGCCCCAUCUCCCUGUUGGCAUGGAUCGGAGAAAAAUAUUUAGAAUGGGCCGACGACCGCCACCCUCUGAAGCUGGAAACUAUUCUGGAUCUAGUGAGCCUUUACUGGCUUACCUCUACGUUUCCAAGAAGUCUUUACCCGUAUCGGCCCUUGGCACAGGCUAUUACCUCGGGAGGGCAAAUUCCGGUCCCUACAUCCAAAGAGAUCCCGCUAGGCUACUCAUUCUUUCCAGGUGAGGUGAGCUUCAUGCCGAAAGCAUGGGCGGAGAAAGCUUAUCCGAAUCUCAAAUUCUACCGGACACACGAUAAGGGCGGUCACUUCGCUGCUCUUGAACAACCUGAAAUCUUUCUGCAAGACGUUGAAGAUUUCUUAAAGACCGUGAAGACCACUUCAAAGAUUUAA